AUGAGCAUACUAUAUGAAGAUGAGGACACAUUUGUUAUUUCUCACAAGAAAUACAUAGAUUCUGUGUAUAAAGACAUAGGUUAUCAGAUUCAACCUGAUCUCUUCAAUAUUCAAGUGCCUUAUAAAUUACCAAAGAAACAAACAACUGCAAACUCAACAUCUAGCAAAGGAUUUGGCGUGUUACAUGAUGAAGUUCGAUUUCUUGAGGAGAAAUAUGCCAAAUUGAAAGAAAAGUCUGUUUUAAAUAUGUUUUGCAAUGAAUCUAAAGGACAGUCUAAUGGAGAAGCAAUUAAAUUCCUGAAAUCACUACAUAUACACAAAAGUUGGUUACAGAAUACAGUUAAAAAUGCAUUUGGUGCAAAUAUGGCUCCAGCAAUGGUUAAAACAAUUGAUGGAGAAAAUUUCUUGUUUCCUAAAAACACGAAAUUCUAUUCCAAAGAUAUAAGUGAAAUACAUGAGCACUUGAAUACCAAAUAUAAUUUAGUUCUGCUAGAUCCUCCUUGGUGGAACAAAUUUAUCCGUAGAAAGAGAAAAGUGACAGGUGAUGGUUAUCAGAUGUUGUACAAUAGUGACAUUAAGAAUAUUCCUAUAGAAAAUAUUCUAGCAGAAAAUGGCAUUGUUGUGGUUUGGUGCACAAACUCUACACAGCAUUUUGAGUGUUUAACAAAAGACAUUUUUCCCAAAUGGCAAGUCACAUAUAGAGGGAAAUGGUUCUGGCUGAAGGUUGCAGCUAAUGGUGUUCCAGUUUGCCAGUUCAGUGAACCCCCUAGAAAACAGCCUUUUGAAAAAAUCAUAUUUGGUUUCAAAAAACCACCCGAACAAUUCCCUAGCAAAAUAAUUGUUAGCGUACCAAGCAUUAUGGAUUCUCAUAAACCUCCUUUGUUAGAAGUGUUAAAGCCAUAUUUGCCUGAAAACGCUGAGUGCUUGGAGAUAUUUGCAAGAUACUUACUGCCAGCCUGGACAAGUUAUGGAAAUGAAGUUUUAAAAUUACAGCAUGAGUAUAUUUAUGAAAAAAAGUCUAUAAUAUAA
This is a messenger RNA of Acanthoscelides obtectus, 1029 nucleotides long. The record is from the annotation of a GenBank genome assembly. NCBI's taxonomy places the organism in Eukaryota, Metazoa, Arthropoda, Insecta, Coleoptera, Chrysomelidae.